Molecule: messenger RNA, 4029 nt
Organism: Paramecium tetraurelia
Lineage: Eukaryota; Ciliophora; Oligohymenophorea; Peniculida; Parameciidae
Exons: 3
Source: RefSeq, a predicted model, not a curated record
AUGAAUCCUCAAAAAUCCUUACUUAUCUAAUCUAUCAUCCUCAUUUAACAUUUAAUUCAGAAUGCUGAAGCUAAUAUAGAUUAAAAUUCCUGUAAAGAUGUUAUUUUAAGAAAAAAUGAAUUCUAUUGUGAAAUCGACAAUGUUAAUUCCUUUUUUACAAUUAAAAAUACUGAUAAUUUAACGAACACAGAUACCUAUUAGGUUGAACAAGAUUUAAUUUAAGUUUAAAGUGCACCCUAAUUAAUUUCAAAGGAUGAAAUAUUCCUUAUGAUAAAAUUCCGAGAACUUACGGAUCAAAAUGAGCUUUGUUCUUUAAUAUACAACACUCAACUAAAGACUUAUUCAAUAAAUUGUAUUUCAACCUAACCAACUUAUAUUAUUGAUAAUAAGUUUUAGUUUAACGUUAAUACAAAAUUUAGUUUAGAAAUAUAAAAAACAUAAAACUUUAACUGUUCUUAAUUCGAUUAUUAUUAGGAAGGUUUUAUUAUAUUUUGCUAUUCCUUUCAUUAAAUUAAACUUUUUUCACUAUAAAAAGAAUAGAAUAUCAUACAACAAACUAAUAUAUUUGAAUCAGAAAAUCAGAAUUUAUAAUGUCUUUUACAAUUUUACUUAUUUCAAAACACUUUUUAUAUAGUUUAUAUAUAAUGUUUAGAUUGGAGAAUAUAAAUUUAUGAAAAUAAUGCUUUGAAAUAAGAGAUUGAUCGAAAUUUUUUAAAAGAGAAACAUAACAUUGAGGGAAAUCUACUAGACUUUAAAUAAUGCUAAACUUGUUUUAUUGUACUACUUUCAUCAGGUGGAUAUAUAUUUAAAUAUGAAACAGUAGAGAUACUGUUUGUUAAAGAAGAUCUAAAAAUUAAUUAAACCCUAAUUAUGUUUGAUCAACAUUGUAAUCCAAAAAUGAUAGUAAAGGAUUUACCCGACAAUAAGUAUAUAUUUUCCUUCCCCAAAAAGUAUCAAAACUUAACCUUUAAUACAAAAGAUUUACCUACCAAUAUCAUUUAAAUUUAGUCUCCCCCAAGCUUAUUCAUAUUGUAUGGAGAUUAUUUCACUCUUUAUGUAAAUAAUAUCCUUCAAUAAACUAUAAAAAGAAAAAUUUAGAAUUUGUUGCAACAUUCUAAUUAAAAAAUAUUUAUUGGAAUAGAAGAAGGGAAUUAAAUAAUAUUUUUAUUUAUUAAAAGUUAUAUUCCAUGUUUACCAUUUAAAAAUGAAAAUUACUAAUAGUCUGAAUACUACUAUUAAUUUGAAUAAAUUAAUAAAAUCCAUGCAAUAGACACUUCAUAUUUGAAUUGUUAUAAAACCAUUAUAAUCGAUGAUGAGAAUUAUGAAAAGAAAUAGGAAAAUGCUAUUUAGAUUAAUUUAAAAGAAACCUAUAUUUAUGCUGAAAGAACUAAUUAUGAAGAAUAGUUUGAGAUAUUCCUUAGCAGAUCAUUAAUUUUUUCAAUUAAACCUUAUAGAUUAACUUUAUCUUCCUCAUUAGAUAACAUAAAAUUUAAAUUAAGGAGCAAUGAAGCAAACUGCUAAUUUAAUCAUUAUUUAAAAAAUUAUUAAGGAAAAUUUAUUAUUAGAACUGAUAAUCAAUAGAUUUACUCUAUAAUUCUAUAAGGUUCUGAAGAUAAUCUUGUUGAAUAUAACUGUUAGGAAAAAACUAUCCGUAGGUAUUAAAAUGUAUCACCUUUGGAUGAAUAAAUAAUACUUAGAGAUGAAGAUUAAAUAGCUCUUUUCUUCUUAGAUUAAUCAAAACAUUGUCUUUAUAAAACUAUUUUAGAGAAUCGCAAUUUAGAUGAGAUGCCUAUGAAGAUUAUUUGUUUAGACACGUAAAUUGAAAGAGUAAUCAAUUUAAACUACAUUUUAUUAAAAGUGAAGGAUUAAAAUGUAUUCUACAAUUUACAAUUUGUUGCAAAUGAGAUACAUUUAAUCAAAGUCUUUCUACCUCAAUAAAUCACUUAAAAAUUUUAAGACAUUUAUCUCAUAAGGGAUGAUUAUUUUCUAAUCGUAUACAGUAACGAACUGCAUGUAUUAUUCAAGGAAACAAUUACAUAAAGAAUAAAUAUUAAUUGUAAAAUUUUAGGAAUUUUUUCUAGAAUUAAAAGUCUUUACCUUGUAAAUGUAAUUUUAUUAGAUAUCAUUAAAAAUGAAUUGCAAUUUUAUGAAUUGUAAUAAUUUGAGUUUCGUUUAACUAAAAGUUAUAAUUUAGAGUUAUAUGUCCCUAUUUAACCUUUUGAAUUUAAAAGUACAAAGCUUUUGUUAAUUAUUUCUUGCUAACAUAAAAUUAAUAAGAAAUUAUAUCUAUUAAUAUUCAACCCUGUAGCUCAACUAUCUUUUCAUUUACUGUAAUAAGUUAUUGAAAUAAAAAAUCAGUAUUUUUGGUUUUCUAAUCGCUAUUUAUUUUAUUUUGAUGUCAAAAACCAAUUGACUAUUGAAGAUGUGGAUUAUUUAGUUAUUGAAAUAGAGAAUGAAUAGUUUACAGAUAAAAUUAGCUAGGAUGUAAUACUGUAGUUGUAAGCGGAAUUAGAGGACAGUGAAAUUCCUCCAGUGAAGUAGGAUAUUGCUAUAACAAUGCUAAAUCCAAGUAUAAUGAAGCUAAUCAAUAAAAGCUCUCAUAUAUUUAUCGAAGAUACAAAUUAAGAGAUAAAUUUUAGAAAUAAUGUUUUAGGAAGAAUAGAUAAUAUAUUUUUGAAUAAUAAUGAAAAUUUUAAAUUAAGAAAUCCCCUUGAAGUUGAAAUCCUUAUGCAGUGUUCAUAUUGUUACAAUAAGUUUUGUUUUUAAGAAACUAAUUCUGGAAAUGUGACAUUCUUUAAAGUUGGAUAAUCCAAGAACUAUUAUUCAGCCUAUGAUUUGGAGCAUUUAAUUUAAAAUCUAGUAUUCAUAGAAGUGAUAGGUGAGAACUAAUUCUUAUUUAUUCAUUAAAAAGAUCAACUAUUUUUUUCAAUUUCAUUAAUGAUACUAAAAGAUCAAAUCUUUUAGGUUUAAAAAUAGAUUGACUUUAUUUUCACCAAUAUGUUAUAUGGCAUAAGAUUAGUGUAAAAUAUUUUGCUUAUUUCAAAUUAUUAUUUAGAGUAUAGAUUCUUGAUUGAUUAAAAUGACAUAAACCCAUUAAACUUUUCUAUUUUGAAUUAGGGCAGUUUAAUUGAGAAUAUCGAUUCUGAAACAUAUUUAGAAGCAAUGGUAAAUGGAAUGGAACAAAUUAUGCUAUUUAGAUUAUUUAAAAUUAUUAAUGCGUCGGUCUAAAUCCUUUAAGUAUUUGCAGUAUCUAUUUCGAAUUAUUAAAUUAAAGAUUUAAUUUAUGGAUAAGCACCUAAUUAAUCAUCAAAUUACUUAAGAUUACUAAAAUAGAAAUUAAAUUUUGACAACUAAUAACUUGAUUUAAGUAUAUUUUUUAUCGGCGUGAAAAAAAUUGCUUUGUUAUUUUAGAUUAAUCUUUAACUAAGGGAAUAGAAAUAUGAAAUAAAUAUUAGAAAGAUUUUAAGGUAUCCUGAAAGUGUUUAAAAUUGCAAAUUUAUUUUGAUAGAUUACGAGGAAAUGAUCCUUUAGUGUGACAUUACAAAUUAUUAUUAUGACAUGAAAACUACUGAGUAUCUCUAAGAUCCUAUUUAUUCAACAAAAAUCCUUUAACAAGUUGAGAUACUUAAUAGUACACAUUUUUUGUUUUACAAUUUUUUUUAACACAAUCAAUCUGUUGUAUUAUCUGCUGGGUAAAGAGGAGGAUAUGUAUUAUAAAAAUUAUCUUAAAAUAUUACAUUUCCGACCACUCUUGAAUUUAAAGUUAUUAGAACUAAUUAAAGUUACGCAGUUGAAAAUGAUUACUUGACUUCAGAGACAUUUUACCUUUAAGUUAAUCAAUAAGAAAUUUUAUAAAAUAAACUUUCUUAAUUAAGUUUCUUUAUCUUCCUUUUGAUAGUCUUAAUGCUUUUGGCUGCUAUUAUCUUUUAUUAUAAAAAAAAAUAAACUCAAAAAAAUGAGUUGGGGAGAGAAGUCUAUAAAGAAAUUUCGUUAUCUACGAUUAAAUUGGAAAAUUCAUAAAAAAUUUGA